CACGAAUAUCAGUGAUAAAUAUAUAUGUAUCUCACACGGAUUUUCGUGGUAAAUUUUUUCCCGCUCACUUUUUUGGAACAAAUUCAAUUUCCCUCCCCUAGUAGUAUUACACACGGAUUUCCGUGGAUUACUGAGGUACAUACACACGGAUAUCAGUAGCAAAGGUAAAUGUAUUUCACACGGAUUUCCGUGGAAAUUCCGCUUAUAACCAGCAAAUUGAUCCAAAUCUGAACCAUAUCGAUCCAUGUCCUUCUCCCCCACCCCUAAAGCGUAUCGAUGUCCUUCUCCCCCAAAUCGAUUCAGCCUUAUCAGAGGUCUGGAAGCACCGCCUCCAGCUACAAUAAUCUGUCUGUGAAAUUUGAACUCUGCAAUCCCAGAAAAAAAACGAGAGCAUGUCGAAGGAGAGAGCCAAAAGAGGCACACUGCCUCCAGCCCAAGAGCAAAUUGAGAAAGUUGUAGAGGAAGGUAACUACUAUGGAGCUCAGCAGCUGUACAAAUCUAUUAGUGCGAGAUAUGUAGCUGCUCAGAGGUAUACUGAAGCUUUAGAUAUUCUUCAGUCGGGUGCAUGCAUCCAGUUGAAACAUGGGCAGGUUACGUGUGGGGCAAGGUUAGCUGCUUUGUUUGUGGAUACACUUGUCAAAGCGAGAUCCCCUUAUGACGAUGAAACCCUCGGUCAGUUGGAAAGUGGUAGUGUCUUGUUUAGUGUCCUUGUUUUGAUAUAUAUAUUUUUUUCAGCUCUGAGGACUUCUUGUCCUUGUACUUUGAUCUUUUUUUUUCUUUCUUUUUUCUAUAAACGUUUGUCCCCAGUUGUCUAAACUUUUGAUUAAAAAAGAAAAAAACAAAAAGAAAAUAAUAAUUCAAGGGAGUAGAACCCAGUAACAAGUUUUUCCAAGUUUUCUCCAACUUACUGCAGAUGCUAGGUGGGAGCUUGACAUUUUGUGGGGUUAGUGGAUAAAACAGAUUGUACCAACUGAAACUUGGAUAAUAUUUAUGUUGCCCUUGACACUUCCGUUUCCUUAAGGAUAUGUUGGUGCUUGGUUUUGAUCCAUAAUGGAUUGCUAGAUUUACAAUGUGUUCAAGGAGGAAAAGAAGAAUAUUGGUUUCAAAUUGGGCUUGGGUAACAAGUAAUUUAGAAUAUCUGUGACUAAUGUUUUUAAAGUAGCUUAAGAUGGUUUCAGCUGCAAGAAAACUGCAGUAUUCACUGUGUCCUUAGUAGGAAGCAUAGAAAUUGUAGUCCUUAAGUAGGGGAAUGAUACUGUAGUUUAUGAACACAAGCUCAUCCAAUAUUUAUGCUGCAUAUGUGGGGGAAUGCCAAGAAUGCAAUGAAAUUUACUUGGAAUAUUAAAGCGUUAUACUAAUUUUUCUAACAUGUGUAGUUGAAUUGAAAGAAAGUUAAAAUUGAUAGAUUGCUGCAUAGAACUUUAUAAGGUCUGUGAUCAAUUCCAAAUUAUUUGAAGAUAUAUAGAAUUAAUAACAUCAACAAUAUGUUUGUAUGUACAGUGCAAAGCAUCCUCUAGUCCUCUGCACCGAUGAUUCUGGGGUCUUUUAUACCAGCCCUUCCAACGAGUACAACCUUCCUGCUUCUGCAUUUGGUCUUGGAAGGAGGGAAAUAUUUCAGCUAACGAGAAAUUCGUGCAAGUUUAUAUUUGCUGAUGAUGGAGUGAAGAGAGAAUUAAAGGAGAUUUUUAGUUCACCAGAACAGAAGCUCGACCAAUCUUUCGAAUUUAGGGGCAUAUGCAGAAACGCUGAUCAUUUCAUAAGUUGUAUUAUCAACUGUUAUUGACAUCUUUAGAAUUAUAUUUUUUUUCUUCAAGUAAUGCAGAAUCUUCAUUGGUUCCUAAUUAA
This is a messenger RNA of Rosa rugosa (rugosa rose), 1845 nucleotides long. RefSeq names its product protein GET4-like. Gene Ontology annotation, cellular component: cytosol. The coding region runs from base 393 to 815 and encodes 140 amino acids. Lineage: Eukaryota; Viridiplantae; Streptophyta; Magnoliopsida; Rosales; Rosaceae. The record is from RefSeq and is a predicted model, not a curated record. Gene Ontology annotation, molecular function: protein binding. Gene Ontology annotation, biological process: protein insertion into ER membrane. The transcript has 5 exons.